Messenger RNA from Dioscorea cayenensis subsp. rotundata (Guinea yam), 1382 nucleotides. Its product is annotated as GEM-like protein 6. The record is from RefSeq and is a predicted model, not a curated record. Lineage: Eukaryota; Viridiplantae; Streptophyta; Magnoliopsida; Dioscoreales; Dioscoreaceae. The coding region runs from base 19 to 618 and encodes 199 amino acids. The transcript has 4 exons.
AAGAGAGGCAAUUCGAAAAUGAGUGUUAUCGGUAUCCCUGUAAACUCAGUGACAUCUUCAGCUGUGGAAUUUCAGCAGUCAAAAUCAAAUGGAAAUGUCAAUAAGAUCAUGAACUGGAUGAGAAAAUUCAGCAGAAAAGCAGAAAACUACAUGCAAGGAAUUAUAGAACAUGUGAAUUUGGGAGCAAAGUUUUCAGAAACAGUUAAAGGGAAGCUUAGUUUGGGAGCAAAAGUAAUUCAAGCUGGUGGUGUCAAGAGAGUUUUCAGACAAGUAUUUCAUGUUCAGAAGGAUGAGAAGCUGCUGAAAGCCUCACAGUGUUAUUUAUCAACUACAGCAGGUCCUAUUGCCGGUCUACUCUUCAUUUCGACUCAGAAAAUUGCAUUCCUUAGUGAUAGACCUCUAACUUUCAGUUCUUCGGGAGGCAUGGUCAGAUUCCCGUACAAGGUGAUGAUUGAAAUAACGAAGAUUAGGAGAGUGAAUCCAUGUGAAAGCACAAGCAAUCCAAACCGGAAAUAUAUCCAAAUAGUCACUGAAGAUGAGUAUGAGUUCUGGUUCAUGGGCUUCAUAUGUUAUCAGAAAAUUUUCAAGUACUUGGAAAAAGCAAUUGCCGAAGCAUAACCGCGCAUCUAACAGACACAAUUGUCAAUUGGUUUGUAUGUAUACAUAUAUUGAGUUCCUAAUGCAAUUAGUUAAUAAUCAACUACAUUGUAGACUUCUAGUCUGCCAAGUUUGUACAGUAAAAAUUCAGCACAGCAAUGAAAGGAAUGAUAUUGACAGAAAGAUAAUUGUUAGAUGUUUGGUGAAGUGUACUUCAAAAUAAUUUAUAUUAAUGAAAUAUAGAUUUUAAGUGCAUUAAUUUUUACCCAUUCAUAAAAAAUAAAAGAAAGGCCACUCUUAGUUGCCUGGGCACAUCAAUCUUUGGACAUUCAACAGAAGAGUUGAGAUGCAGGAUUAUGUAAAUUUUUAGUAGACUAAAGCAUGGAUCAUGAAUUCCUAGAGUUUUAGAAAAUUUUUAAACAUCAAUAUAAAUUUUUAGUGUCACCAGCUUCUUCUAGGCAUACCAGAUAUAAAGUUUAAAUAUUUAUCAUAUUAUUUAUUGGCAUUCUGCACGUACCAAAUGCUCAAUACAGUAUUUAUGUAGGUUUGAAAUUGUUCAUCAUCGUUGUUCAGCCGAUAAAUGUAUUAAAACACAAGUAUUAUUUUAAUUUAUUUUUUUUUUACCUGACACAUGGCUACUGAGAAGUAAUUUUAUACCACCUAAGUUGCCACAAAACAUCACUAUUAUACUAUUUUUGUGGAAAAAUUGUGUUAGAGCAAUGACAGCUAACUUACCACAUCAUCAACCAUGAGUUAUUUUUCACAAAAAAGGAAUAUUCUUGUGG